Molecule: messenger RNA, 804 nt
Organism: Meyerozyma guilliermondii ATCC 6260
Lineage: Eukaryota; Fungi; Ascomycota; Pichiomycetes; Serinales; Debaryomycetaceae
Gene: POP3
Product: Pop3p
Exons: 1
Coding region: 1-804 (267 amino acids)
Biological process (GO): rRNA processing; tRNA processing; intronic box C/D snoRNA processing
Cellular component (GO): ribonuclease MRP complex; nucleolar ribonuclease P complex; cytosol
Molecular function (GO): ribonuclease MRP activity
Source: RefSeq, a predicted model, not a curated record
AUGUCAGGUCUCAAGAAGAGCGGCGCCAAUUCGCUCAAAGAGUCGGAAAAGAAGAGAAAGCAGGUGUUUAAACCAGUCCUCGACAACCCGCUUACACAGUCAAACGUAUGGCCGUUUGUAGAACCGGAAAUAGGGACAUCGUUGGUGGACCUUCUCCAGCAUUUGCUCACUCCGAUCGGACGAUAUAACGAGGCCAAAAAGCUCCAAAAGGUCAAUGGUUCAAAACUGGAUUCUUCUGUUUCUCUAGAACAGCCUUCGAUACAGAAAGAUAUCACCGUUGGGUUUAACAGUACCGUAAAGGCUCUUGAAGAUCAAGCUCAACAGGGUCGAAAAUCACGAAUAAAAGCGGAAAAUUCCGAUCCUCCACCAAAGUAUAUCCAGUAUGUGUUUGUGGCAAAGUUCGACAUUUCUCUGGCACUUCUUCUCAGCCCGUUUCCAGUUCUAUCGUAUACAGCGUCAUGGUCAGAAGGUAGAAGAGUAAAACUAGUUCAGCUUCCAAAAGGAAGUAUGGCGAAAUUGUCGUCAGCUUUGAAGUUGGAAAACGUUAGUAUAAUAGGAAUAAGGGCCAAUUUGAGCCUGGCUUCGCAUUUGUACGAAUUGGUUGACUCAAACAUUCUGGAUGUCGAAGUCCCUUGGCUCGAAGGGUACUUGACGGGCACGGCCAGCAGCUAUUUCGCACCUCCUUUGGCUAAGGUCUUGGCUACGUCUGCGCCGGUUCAGGCAAAGAAAAAUAACCAGAAGAAGAGAAAGGUGACGAAGAAGAAAAGUGAUGAAGAUGAUGUGACGAAGAAAGAAGAAAGGUGA